Colius striatus (speckled mousebird) is the source of this 1062-nucleotide messenger RNA. RefSeq names its product basic salivary proline-rich protein 4-like. Bases 1 to 1062 code for a protein of 353 amino acids. Lineage: Eukaryota; Metazoa; Chordata; Aves; Coliiformes; Coliidae. The record is from RefSeq and is a predicted model, not a curated record. The transcript has a single exon.
AUGGGGGGGCCGCUUCCUGCAGCCACCGCCCCCCGCCGGGAGGGGACCGAGGACGGGGGAGGGGUGCGCCCGCAGCCCCCUCGCACCCGCAGAGCCCUGGGCGAGCCCGAGCGCCCGCCUUUCCCCGCUCCGGACCCCCGUGCGAGGGGCUGCCACACCGCGACCCCACGAAGGUCACGGCCGCGGCCGGGCGGGGGGAUGUCAGGCGGGGACCCACACGCAGGGGACCGCCCCUCACCGCCGGACCGGGGGGUGCGGGGCUGCACCGGCGUGUGCGAGCACUGCGAGGAGAAGGGGGGCACACGCAGCCGCACGAUAGCGCCGGGGGCGGGGGGGAUGCGCCGCGCCCCCACCCUGCGCCAAGACCCCCGGGCGGGAGAGCCCCCCCCAAACCGGUUCCACCGGGACCAGCCCGAGCCCCACGGCAGUCCCGCUCCCUCCCUCCCCCCCGCGCUCCCUCGGAGCCUCGGGGGUCCCCGGUGCCGGCGGGGGUCAGGCGGGGUGAGGUGCAGCCCCGGCCCCCGCCCCCGCUCCGGCGGUGGCAGCUCCGUGGCGCGGGGGUCACGGCGGCCGUGGCUAAAGGUCGGCGUGGGGCCGUCGCCACGGCCGGGACAGCGGGAACGUCGAGCCGGAGGCCCGGGCAAGGCCGGCCAGUCUCGGGGUGACCUUGGCCUGGCCGCCCUGCCUCAGUUUCCCCCGCGUCGCCCGGGGGUCGCACCGGAGCCCGGCCGAGGCCGCAGCCCCGCGCCCCUCCGGCGGCACCGGGACCAUCGAUCCCGGGGAAGGAUCCGGUCCCCCCCCACCCUCUCCUCGGGUCGGAGGACGCGGUGGUCCGCCCCGUCCCUCUCCCCCUCGGCGGAGCUGCGCGGGGAAGGGGAGCCCCCGCCACGCCCCGCAACCCGCUCGGCGGGGGCAGCCCAGGGGUGCAAAGCCAGAGCCCCCACCCCAGCGCCGGGGACGCCCCUCACUUGCCCCCGCCCCAACCGGGAGCGGCUGAACCGCCCCCCCCCGCGCCUUCCCCCCCCCUCCGCGCGCUCCGCUCUCGGCGCAGAGAAAAAAUAA